GUCUCGGUAGGAUUUGGUGGACGGACGUGAUGAAGACCUUUCCGGCCGUGUUUUCAGACGCCUGGGGUCGUGAUUGCUAGGGUGGAUCUUCGGUUUGCUCAGAAGCCGCUGUGGUCGAGAAUGAGCGGAACCCUGGGAAAGGUGCUGGGCGUGUGGACCAAUACUGUUUCUAAGCAAGGCUUUUCCCUCCUAAGAUUCAGAAGUUUGGGCGAGAAUCCCAUUUUUUCUGCAGGUGGUAUUCUGUGGACCAGUCGGCACUACAAGACAAAGCCCACUCAUGGCAUCGGAAGAUACAGACACUUGGUGAAAGUGCAAGAGCCCAAAAAGAAGAAAACAAAAGUAGAAGUGAGAGCCAUUAAUGUGGGGACAGAUUAUGAAUAUGGGGUUUUAAACAUCCACCUGACAGCAUAUGACAUGAGUCUGGCAGAAAGUUAUGCCCAGUACGUCCACCGCCUCUGCAACCGGCUGUCCAUCAAAGUCGAGGAAAGUUAUGCAAUGCCUACCAAAACCAUAGAAGUGAUGCGACUACCAGACCAAGGCAACAAAAUGGUCCUAGACUCCGUCCUUACCUCCCAUGAGCGAGUGGUGCAGAUCAGCGGUCUGAGUGCUACAUUUGCAGAGAUUUUCUUGGAAGUACUCCAAAGCAAUCUUCCAGAAGGAGUCAGAUUGUCCGUGAGGGAGCACACUGAAGAAGACUUCAAGGGAAGGUUCAAAGCUCGGCCUGAACUGGAAGAGUUGUUGGCCAAGUUGAACUAAAAAUUCUGCAAGCCCUUCAUGUGAUUGUUGGUCUCUGAGAAGCUGCUCCUGCAAGACCAGGGUUAAGGAUGAGCGUGAACGCUCAUGCUGGGAAUGCCUCCUUGCAUCUGUGCAGCGGGCUUGCCAGUUACCACUUCCCAUAACAAAACCUAGGACCUUCUCCACCUAAUAAAUGUCUGCUGUUGCCAGUGUGUGUGUGUGUGUGUGUGUGUGUGUGUGUGACUGGCUUUGGCUGUGUGUGUUUAUCAGUUAUCUUGUGAGGUAUCUUUAAGGAAUUCUGUUUCUCUUUGUCUGAACAUGUUCUCAUCCUACCAUACUGUUUUAGAGUGAAUUCAUUCUCUAAAACAGUCUGAUGUAAACUGAUUGUUUGUUUGAGACACUGUCUCUCUGUAGCCUUGGAACUUGCUAUAUAGAUGAAGGUAGCCUCAAACUCACAGAGAUCCACCUGCCUCCUUUCCCCCAAUUUCCACCCUCCAAAUGCUGGGGUUAAAGGUUGUCUGCCAUUGUGCCCAAUAUGAGCUCAUCUCUUAAAGUAAUACUACAGCAUGGAGGUUUAUGAUUAAGUAGAGAUUGCAACAAAAGCGAACUCUGUAUUAGUCUAUUUUUUGUUGCUAUAAUGAAGUUCCUGCAUCUGGGUUCUUUAUAAAGAAAAAGGGUUUAACCAAUUGUAACAGUACAUACCUGUACUUUCAGCACUUAGGAGGUGGAGGAUUAAGAGUUCAGGGUCAUCCACAGGUAUAUAGUGAGUUCCAGGACAACUUGGGUCACAUGACAUACAUACAUACAUGCAUACAUACAUAAAAGAUGCUUGCUAAAUGUGAUUGCAUGUAUCACCCCAGCAUCCAGGAGCUUGAAGCAGGAGGAUUGCAGGUUUAAAAUAUUGAGGGGAAGGAAAUCUAACAGCAAGCUCUUGCAAGCUGUGAGUGAAUCACCAGCUACCAACUCCCCUCAAAAGUCAUAGACCCACCAUACAGACCAGAAAACAAGUUGUGUGAAGUUACAGUAGCUUACCAAGGAAAACAACUCACAAGUUUUCUUGUGUAGAAGGCUGGAUACAACAUGGGCUGUCUGCUUCCCCUUAUAAAGGUUGUCUUAAGGAGGAAGGGGCAGAUGUUUCAACCUGGAGCUAGAUGUGUGCUCCAUUUGGUUUCAUUAUAUGUGACCCUAAGAGUCUGUUUCUCCUUAGUCCUCACUGCAGAAUCCAGUGAAGCUUGUGACUGUUUUGUAGCCUCGAAGAUCUAUCGGUCAGACUAUCUCCUAUCCCUCUUACUAGAUAAGCAAAUGUUAAGAGCCAUUUCCAUUUCUCAGAGCAGAGUAACAGAAGCCUUUUGAUUCUAAGAGGAGGAUACAUCAUGAACUAGGUCAGUGCCACAAGUUCUCCAAAGUGACAGAAUCCAGUCGCUUCCUGCUUAAGAGAUAAGCCUGACUCACCCCUCAGCAGUGAUGGGAAGGAAGCCUCAGACUGGGAAACAGGACCGAAUCCUGCUGCCACUCUGCCAAGCGAUGUCCUGUGACCUUGGGCAAAGCAUGCUCUCUAGAGCCUUAGCUUCUCAUUGCUGAGAGUCAUGUGGGCUGGCUGACUAGUUCCUACGUAUUUCAGCUGCAGUGUGUUGUCAAUAAAAUCUCAAGUCCUGCUCCCACAUACUGGUAAAUAGGAAGUCUGGGUAACCAGAAGACUCUGCCAGGUUCUGAAAUGGAGCACAUGUGACACUGCCCACUGCCCAUGUGCUAUGGGAGCAGAGCAGUGCAUGUGUGUGUGUGUGUGUGUGUGUGUACACAUGUGCACACAGUUAUUUACCUGUGAAUCUUCACAUUGUUAUAUACCCUGAACUUUACUCUCAUUGGCCAGAUACUGUUAUUUUAUUUUCUUGAUAGAAAUUCAGCAAUAAGCAGUUCUAUCCCAGAACAUCACUCUGCACCUGAGAAAUUCUGCCUAUAAUCACAGCAGAGUUCACGUGGGAAAUCCUGACCUGCUGAGCAUGGUACUUGAAUUCAGUUGUUCCCCACCCCCACCCCCACCCCCACCCCCAACCCCCCAACUACUAGUCUUAGUGGUGUUUUUAGUUUUUUGGUUUUGUUCUGUUUCGAGGUAAGAGUCUUGACAUGUAGCCUGGGCUGGCCUGGCCUGGCAAAAUGCUUCUGUGUUUGCAGACACAUACUUGCCCAAGAGACUGGUAAGGGAAUAAGAGCUGCUGUGUACCUUGCACAAGGUCUAGCUCAGUAAGCAGCUAUUCUCCAUGAAGACACAGACGCUCAGAAGCAAGCGCACCAGAGUCACCUGGAUUAGAUUCUCAGAGAGGCAACCCAGCAGCGACAUCUGAGAAAUGAUAAGAUUCAAAGGCCGUGGAUUCUCAAACGGUAUAUUUGAGUCACAGAGAAAAGGAGUGAACCAGUUUGGCCAUUUGGGAACUGCAGCAGUACUGAGCCUCUGGUCUUCCAUUUCUAGGACUCGUGGAUUUAGGGAAGGAGUGAUGUCCCAGUAUGUAUUGGCAUGAGCUAGACCUGAUAGAUGCUGUAGGCAGAAGUGGCCAGGCACUUGUGCUUGUUUUUUUUCUGUGCUUACAUUUCUCUGUGCUGUUUUUAAUCCAGAUGCCUACAUCACCUGGCUGCUGCACUUCCCUGUAAUAACUCAUUCUCAGACCUUUCUGCUCACUUCUGGGACAUUCCUUUGCAGAUAGUACCCAGAUUAAAAAAGAAUGAAUUCUUUAGAAUAAUAGUUGCUAAGCAGGAGAAGAUGGUUCCCUACUUCCCUGCAGCCUUAAUGCCUGGCUGGAGCAGAGGAGGGAGCCCUGGCUUUCUCUGCAGAGGAGAUGUAUACAAUUUCAGUUUGGAUUCACUCCAGUUCUCUUUGGGUUUCUAAAGUCAGCAGCUCAAGGAUGCAGUCUGGCCACUUCGCUGUGGGUGGGCAGGAGGGAAGAGGACCUUACUCAUUUAGCAAAAUGCACUACAGUGCAUCUUUAUACCAAGCACAAGGCCAAGUCCCAGGCCAGGACCUUGCAGGGAGGAGCUAACACAUGGGUCUUCCCUAAGCCUCUUGAAGAGGGCCACCCAGCUAAGAAGUCCUGUAAGCAAAGUUUUAGGGAAAAGUUCCCCAACUCUAACAACUCCAGCAGGCUAGCUUGACAACCCAUCCCAAUGAGACAAUUAGACUAACGGCCGUGAAAAGGUAGGGGUGAUUUAGUACAGUGGAAAGAGGAACCUGUUUGACUUUGUGGACUGACAUGGACUUUAGGUUUAAAUAAAAGCAUUGGGGCAUAAUUAAGUAGACCUGUUCACAGUAUGGUCUCUUUGAUCUUUGUCUCAGCUCUAGUAAUGUAAAGUGGCUUGAAAAAAAUCUUGGGGCUAGAGAGGUGGUUCAGUUGCUUUUGCAGAGGACCUGGCUUUAGUCCCCUGCACCCACGUUGUGCCUCAAACAUAAGCAACGCCAGUUCCAGGGGAUCUGAUGCUCUCUUCUGGCCUUGGUAGGUACCAGGCCCACAUAAACACAUACAUGCAGGCAAAACUCUUAUGCAUAUAAAAUAAAUAUUAAAAAUUU
Molecule: messenger RNA, 4291 nt
Organism: Mus caroli (Ryukyu mouse)
Lineage: Eukaryota; Metazoa; Chordata; Mammalia; Rodentia; Muridae
Source: RefSeq, a predicted model, not a curated record